Messenger RNA from Mesorhabditis belari, 624 nucleotides. NCBI's taxonomy places the organism in Eukaryota, Metazoa, Nematoda, Chromadorea, Rhabditida, Rhabditidae. The record is from the annotation of a GenBank genome assembly.
AUGGGGUGGGCUGUGGGCGCGGCCGCCCGCGCCCUUCGUUUUGGCGCCAUUCGGAUUCAGACGCGACAAUCCACGACGAGUGUGAUGUUCCAUUUCGAAAAACACCCCAUCUCAACCGAACAAGAUGCUACCGAGUUGGCGAAACGCUACACAGAGCGAGAACAGGAUCUACUACGUGCCGCUUUAUUAACAGCCCUUCAAGAACGAAAGAAAAACAAUGGCGUUACUUCAAUUCUUUCUCCAGAAGAAACGAGAGCGUUAUUUGCGUUUAAUGCAAUUCCGUUUAUCGGUUUUGGUUUUCUCGACAACAUGAUCAUGAUUUUGGCCGGCGAGUACAUUGACCAGCAAUUAGGAACACUACUCUGUCUAUCUACAAUGGCUGCGGCAGCGAUUGGGAAUAUAAUCUCUGAUGUGGCUGGUGUUGGUCUUGCUCAUUAUGUUGAAGCUAUUGUUGUUCGAUUUGGUGUUCGACAGCCUGUCCUGACAGCUGAACAAUUGGAAAGCAACAAGGCACGAUGGACAACAAAUGCGGCUCGGGCCUUUGGAUUGACAGUUGGCUGCAUAAUUGGCAUGUUUCCACUUUUGUUCUACGAUGAAAAAGAAAAGAAGAUCUCUUCGGAAAAG